CGAGCAACCAAAGGCAGCAGUUUACAAAUUCUGCGUUAUUUCUAUUUUAUUAUUCUCUUGAUCGAAAUGAAAGUGCUCUUGCUGGGUGCCACUGGCAACGUUGGCUCUCGGCUGCUCCCUGCGCUCAUCGCCCAUAAGCACCAAGUCGUAGCAUACGUGCGCACGCCGGCCAAAAUCUCCUCUGUCGCCACGUCCAAGCUCGACUCUAUUGUCGUUGGCUCUGCUAGCGAUAGCACCGCCAUCAAGGCUGCGAUCCUCUCACACAAUUGCGACGCCGUCGUCAAUGCCGCUGGCGUGGCUGCGAUGACAAGUUGGGCAUCGCAAGGCGAGUUUCAGGCUAUUUUUGCAGCCGUCGUGCAGGCGGCUUUGGAGGCCGGGCGAGAACGCGGUGGUACGCCUGUUAGGUGUUGGCUCAUGAGUGGGUUUGCCAUGCUGGAUAGUCUAAAGAAGCCCCAUUUGCUCUUCCAUUACAUCCCCCUCUUCCCAUCCCACAAGCCGAACUACCAGCUCAUCAAAUCACAUGCGGCCGACACUCUCGCCUGGUCGCUCUUCUGUGCAAGCAAUAUGCCUCCGAAAUACGACACGCCGCAAUUCCCUCCUCCCGCAGACGCUUCUGCUAGCAACCUUGUGGCCAAAGCUGACGCCCCGCCAGCCUGGGGGAAACAGUACCGGGGCGUGCCGCUGAUAGGGAAUUAUCUGAACAUUAUGGCGCAGGCGCAGAGCUACUAUGCCGUGCUCGAGAACUGCGUGGAUUUUAUAGCUGCUGAUCUGGAGAAGGGGCUUGAAAGCGAAUGGAUUGGGAAGAGAGUGGGUGUCAAGGAGAAGAGCAAAGUUGAUACUAAUACCAAUGCUAAUAUAAAUAUUAAAUAA
This is a messenger RNA of Talaromyces proteolyticus, 870 nucleotides long. RefSeq lists its product as uncharacterized. Bases 67 to 870 code for a protein of 267 amino acids. Lineage: Eukaryota; Fungi; Ascomycota; Eurotiomycetes; Eurotiales; Trichocomaceae. The transcript has 2 exons. The record is from RefSeq and is a predicted model, not a curated record.